Molecule: messenger RNA, 2419 nt
Organism: Betta splendens (Siamese fighting fish)
Lineage: Eukaryota; Metazoa; Chordata; Actinopteri; Anabantiformes; Osphronemidae
Product: regulator of G-protein signaling 9-binding protein
Exons: 1
Coding region: 1050-1790 (246 amino acids)
Biological process (GO): detection of light stimulus involved in visual perception; G protein-coupled receptor signaling pathway
Cellular component (GO): photoreceptor outer segment; neuron projection
Source: RefSeq, a predicted model, not a curated record
AUUAGGGCCCGUCCGCUUGAAUAAUGCAAAAAGGGCAGCGCCGGCAAACAGCAUUAUCUACCGCUUGUCCGUCAACGCAGCACGAGCCAGAGAACACACGAGCAGCGCUGCCACGAGCCCUGCUUGUGACUGUGACUGAGGCGGCGCGGCCAGAUUUAUUCCCCAUUCCCCUCGAAAACUAAUGCAACUUUGAUGAGCGCGUUUAACCCGCUCGUGUCCGUACCAUAAACCUGCCAAAGCGCUGUCAGCCACGUCCACGCGCAGCACGAGCGCGCAUCCUCGCGACAAAUGGCAGAUGGCGGCAAAUUAGGCUAGGGCUUCGCGAUUUGACGUCCCCGCUGAUUGACGGCUGAGCCCCGCCCACGCCGCGACGCGUUCACGGGCAGCCCGGCCCAAUGGGCGCCGGCCUGCCGCGCUUCCCUGCCCGCCUCUCCGCCUGUGGCUCAAUGGCUCUGUUUUGUGCGCACAUGUGACCGCAGAGGCGCUUACCGCUAUUUAAACAUCGCCCGGUGCUGAAGCGAACAGCUCCGCGCGCAGAUAAACAAACCCGAAAAUGGCUGGUUCGGCUUCGUGCUACGGCCGCGUCGGAGCCGUUUUCUCUUUGUAACCCGGGAUGAACGUGUCCAUUUUUCCCAGACGAGCAUCACCCUUGACUUACUUUACGCCGUUGACCUCAGAGGAGCCGCGUUCGUCUGCGCGAGCCGCAGCCUGGCGGAUGCCGGGACACCUGUAGCUGCAUCCGAACCGCCCGAAAGGAGACGGAGGUCGGAUUGUUUCACGUGCAUUCGCAUCCGUCCUGCAGGAGAAGCGCUCCGGGGCUGUUUGAUCUCCACUGAGGAAGAACAAAGGUGGCCCGAAGCUUCCACGGACGCCCGUUUCUAAGCGCGACACCUGCUUUUUACGUAGAGAUCUACGCCGAGGGGAUUUGCGGAGAUGGGGACGUACUCCACAUCCGAGGACCGCGUCUGAAGCGGCGGCUCUAGCGGCUCGCUGCCUCCUCCGUUUGAUCGUGCGCAAGUUUCGAGGCUACAGGUUGUUUUUAUUCAGCUAUGGGGAAGGAGGAGUGUAAGACAAUGCUGGACGCUCUGAACAGAGUCACCGCCUGCUACAGGCAUUUGGUCAUCGCCCUGGGGAGCACGUCGGACUCGCAGAACCUGCGAGAGGAGCUGAAGAGGACGCGCAAAAAGGCCCAGGAGCUGGCGGUGGCCAACAGGACUAAACUGACGUCUCUGCUCAAAGACAAGUCCAUCAGCAAAGAGGACCGCGCCGAGUACGAGCGCCUGUGGGUGCUCUUCUCCAGCACCAUGGAGCUCCUGGAGGUGGACAUGAAGCGCUCUCUGGAGAUCGGGCAGGCGUUCCCCCUCAAGGUGCCCACGCGCCACCUCAUCCAGACGGGGAUGGCGGGCAGCACCACCAGCGUGGCGGCGCGGGCCAUGAGCGUGCAGAACAUGAAGUACGACGCCGACAGCAACAUCGACACGGCGGACCUGCGCGACCUGCAGUCCGAGAUCACCCAGGUGAGCCACAUGAUGGAGGAGAUGGAGAUGAAGGUGCAGGUGGCGCCGUGGGCCGUGGAGGCGAAGCAGGAGGCGGGCGCCGAGCUCAAGUCCAACAUGAGCGUGGGGAACUCCUCCGUGGGCGUCAUCUCCAUCUGCGAGGAGGAGCCCAAGGAGGAGGAGAGCGGCGGCAGCAGGGAGGCGGGCUACGGCUCCGUCUGCGCCGUGGUCGUCUUCGUCGUGGUCCUGGCUGUGGCGCUGGUUCUGGGAUACCUGGUCGUCAACAUGUCCUGAGCUGCGUGACGCCAGCGGGCCGCCCCGACCCCUGGACCCGCCGGCAGCCCCCCCACAGGGAGGAGGUCACCUUACGAGACUCGCCUGUCGCACCCGUGAAUGUAUUGGGUUCAGCUGAGGAGUUGCACUAGAUGAGAUGUAGAACAACGGAGCCGGGUCGGGCCCGACGGGGGGAAACGUCCAGGACAUAAACAACACGUAAUCCGAGUGGAUUAGUGCAAAAGCUGAAGCGUAGAUGUAGCCUACUGCUAAGUACUGGCCCGGAUGUCCUGCUGAGAGACGCUCCGCUCUCAACUCCACUGUGUGAUUCCAGAUGUGUGCAGACGUGCAGGGGCCACAGUCAGUCUCCUCUACUGCUCACUUCGCAGGCUGCAACGUCCCGCUGGCACAGACUGAGCUGUAGCUGUAGCGCCGUAGGCCUGCGUCUUAGCGUCACUGUGCCCCACGGGCCUCGGCGCCGACGAGCGCAGCCUGUUCCAGGGUUCCUCUCUUGCAAACGGUGUUGAAUGUAAACGUGGCAUCGUGUGACGAGACGUUUUGUACAUGCAGUCCGCUGCCGUGUCAGAUAUCAUCCAUGCAGUGAAAGUAUAUUUAUUACAAUAACAUUUUUAAACACAGUGGAAAACGUG